AUAAGGUACAAAUUCCUUAUGCCAUUGUGUGGAAGGGUAGAGAAAGGGCAGUACAACAUGUAUUUGGAUCAUGAAAUGAUAAUUUUGACUGGCUGUAUAGGUUUAAGGCUGAGAUAGAGCUUAGGUGCCCUAGUAUUGUAGUGGAGAUUGGAACUAGGGAAGAGGGUGGACAAGUGUACUUUGGGCAAUUUUUUUGUUUCUUUGAUCCCUGCAUUAGUAGAUUUCUAACUGUAUGUAGGAAAUUUGUUAGCAUUGAUUCAACUGCCCUUAAUGGCAAAUGGAAUGAUCACAUGGUAGCUGCAAAUGCACUGGAUGGCCAUAAUUGGACGUAUCCUUUGGCAUUGGAUUCUUUGAUUCAGAGACUAAGGAGAAUUAGACUUGGUUCAUGGAGCAGUUGGCUAAAGCCAUAGGAACAGGUCCAAGCAUUGCUAUCUAUACAAAUGCUUGUAAAGGUCUUGAAGUUGCAGUGAAGAAGAUAUUCCCUAACUGUGAGCAAAGGGAAUGCUUUAGGAAUUUGAUGGACAACCUUGAUAAAAGGAAGACAUGGCAUAUAUAUGGCAAUUUGUGACUUGCAGCUAGAGCCUACAGGCCAGAGAUAUUUGAGCAUCACUUGAACAAAGUCCUUGCAUGUGAUCCUGAAGUUGGGCAGUGGCUGAACAAGCAUCACAAUCUUCUUUGGGCAAGGAGCAAGUUCUCACCAAUAAUUUGGCUGAAUCAUGGAAUGAAUGGAUAAAGGACUUCAAGGACCUCCCAGUUGAUAUCCUAGCAGAUGCAAUCAGGGAGAAGAUAGCCAUGAUGUGGGCUAAGAGAAGGAAGAUAGCCAAUAGACUGAAAGGAAAGAUACUGCCAGCUAUUGUUCAUCAACUAAAUGCUGGCAUUCAUGGUUUAGGUAACAUGAGGGUCAUGAUGGGUGCAGAUGACAUAACUGAAGACUGAACUUCUACAUGGGUUAGAUGUGCUGAGACAUGUUGUGAACCUGGGAGAGCACAAGUGCACUUGUAGGAAAUGGAAAAUUAUAGGGAAGCCAUGUCCUCAUGGACUAGCUGCUAUAUCCACACAACGGAACCCAGUCAUGGAUGAUUUUGUGGAUCCAAUUUUCUUUAUUGAUUGCUUCAGGGCUACCUAUGCAGGUGUGAUUCCCUGCAUUACAGAUAAGUCACAGUGGCCAGAGGUGAACAAGGGAUUCAAGCUUCAACCACCAACAUGCAAGCCAAGGGAAGUAGAGAGGCAGAGGAAGAAUAGAAUUCCAUCUGCUCUAGAGAAGGGUAAGAACAAGAGCAAGCUGAAAAGGCAGGUCAACUGUAACCUGUGUGGUGGGACUGGCCAUAGGUCAGGGAGUUCAAAGUGUCCCCUUAUUGGUCUUAAAAAGAGGAAGCGGAACCCAAAGAACAAGACCAAGCUUGGUAGGAAGAAAAGCAAGAAGGAUGUGGUUGACUAGAUUAUCACUCCACCUAGAACAAGGACUAUCCUCAACACUCUUCUUGCAGAUAGUCCUGGUCCUGUGACCAGGAGGUUUGUUCCUUGAACUGAUGACAUGAAACUUGAAAUUUCCUGGACAUUGCACUGA
Messenger RNA from Phragmites australis (common reed), 1567 nucleotides. RefSeq lists its product as uncharacterized. Bases 1073 to 1438 code for a protein of 121 amino acids. NCBI's taxonomy places the organism in Eukaryota, Viridiplantae, Streptophyta, Magnoliopsida, Poales, Poaceae. The transcript has 2 exons. The record is from RefSeq and is a predicted model, not a curated record.